This is a messenger RNA of Pristis pectinata (smalltooth sawfish), 5186 nucleotides long. It is a transcript of the gene gas2l3, whose product is annotated as growth arrest-specific 2 like 3. Lineage: Eukaryota; Metazoa; Chordata; Chondrichthyes; Rhinopristiformes; Pristidae. Gene Ontology annotation, biological process: actin crosslink formation. Bases 625 to 2184 code for a protein of 519 amino acids. Gene Ontology annotation, molecular function: microtubule binding; actin filament binding; cytoskeletal adaptor activity. The record is from RefSeq and is a predicted model, not a curated record. Gene Ontology annotation, cellular component: actin filament. The transcript has 10 exons.
UAGGAAUUGGUUCGCGAGAGAGAGAGAGAGAGAGAGAGAGAGUGUCCCGGGACGGUCCGGGAUUACAGGAGGGAGGAAUAGAGUCGGGACGGUCCAGGAUUCCGGGAGAGUUGAGAAGACCCAGGACGGUCCAGGAUUCCGGGAGGGAGGAACAGAGCCGGGACGGUCCAGGAUUCCGGGAGAGAGGAACAGAGCCGGGACGGUCCAGGAUUCCGGGAGAGAGGAACAGAGCCGGGACGGUCCAGGAUUCCGGGAGGGAGGAACAGAGCCGGGACGGUCCAGGAUUCCGGGAGGGAGGAACAGAGCCGGGACGGUCCAGGAUUCCGGGAGGGAGGAACAGAGCCGGGACGGUCCAGGAUUCCGGGAGGGAGGAACAGAGCCGGGACGGUCCAGGAUUCCGGGAGGGAGGAACAGAGCCGGGACGGUCCAGGAUUCCGGGAGGGAGGAACAGAGCCGGGACGGUCCAGGAUUCCGGGAGGGAGGAACAGAGCCGGGACGGCAGGUGCCGAUCACUCCCGGAGAGGUUUUCAGCAGAAGAUCUGCCAGUUCAGGAGAUGGUGCCUGGUUUAAGAAAUCCCUUGUGAAGACGUCAGCCUCUCUGGAAGAGCCAUCGCAGCAGGACCAAUGGCUUUGCAGAAAGGUCUCAGGAUGUGGUUUGGUGAUGAGCCUUUGUGCUCAAGGAGUCCUUUGACUCCCAGGCACGGGCCAGGGCUUGCAGACGUCUCCCAGUACGACCAAUGGCUGGCUGUGCGACACGAGGCUACGCUGGUGCCGAUGCAGGAGGACCUGUCCAUCUGGCUGAGUGGGCUGCUCGGAAGGGAGUUGAGAGCGGAGAACUUCAUGGAGGAACUGGACAACGGUGUGGUGCUGUGCAAACUCAUCGCUCUUCUCCAAAAGAAAGUGAAGGAAUUUGGGAAUCUGGAGAACGAGGAGCAUUUCACAAUGAGGAAAGUUCCGUGUAAAAGCAAUGCUGGUUCAGGGUCGUUCUUUGCUCGUGACAACACUGCCAAUUUCCUAUCCUGGUGCAGAGCGGUUGGGGUCGAUGAGACCUACCUGUUUGAGUCCGAGGGGUUGGUUUUACACAAACAGCCGCGCCAGGUGUGUCUGUGCCUGCUUGAAAUUGGUCGAAUUGUGUCCCGCUUUGGCGUGGAACCUCCGGUGCUAGUGAAACUAGAGAAGGAGAUCGAACUUGAGGAAACUCUUCUGACCGCUUCUGAACACGUGAUUUCUACAGAGAUCCCAAAGCCAAGUUGUUCUAACAAAGAGCUUCACCAAGCAGUGAAGAUCAUUGCAGAUGACCCCCCUUGCAAUUGUUCCCAUCGGUUCUCAAUUGAGUUUCUAUCGGAAGGACGUUAUCGGCUGGGUGAAAAGAUACUUUUUAUCAGGAUGUUGCACGGGAAGCACGUGAUGGUGCGCGUUGGAGGAGGAUGGGACACCCUGCAAGGCUUUCUGCUCAAACAUGACCCAUGUCGCCUACUGCACCUCACCACGCUGGAGGAGAAGAUCGUGACCCUGGAGAAGGCCGCGCCCCACCACCCGGGCCGGCCCAGGUCUCCAGCGGUGCGCCAACUGGGCCCCGGCCCCCCUCGGCCCUCACCGGCCACUGGUCCCCACUGCCGCUGCCCCUCCUCAGCCCGUUCCCCCGCCCCUAAGCUGCCGCUGACUCCGGCCCAGCUCUGCCACCAGCCCCGGCCUUCCCCCAGGGCGGCGCAGGCCUCUACGGGGCCAGGCCGGGCUGCCGGAAGAGCCCCCCUGAGGAGACCACAAGGUCUGGGCCCGGCCCUCACAGAGCCCGCGCCCAAGCUGAGCGCCCGCUGUCCGGCAGGCACAGGCCCGUCGCCAGCCGCUCGCUCCCCCGGGCCCCGCCUCCACACCAGGGCCCCGCCGGCCGCCGCUCCCAAAUCGACACCCAGGCCUGUGGCUCCGGCCCCUGGCCGGGACAAGGCCUCACCCUGCCCCCGCACCCCGCUGGCCGUGGUGAGGCUGCCUCAGGCCACGGUGAGGGGUGUGGAGACAGUGCGGGGCGCGGAGACGGUGCGGGUCAAGCCCAAGGCCCGGCCGGUGAAGGUCGCCGCAGGAAUGCCGGCCAAAUCGCCACGCUCCCCCACCAGGCCUGGGCCCUCAGUGGCCCGAGGGGAGGAUGACUACCUGGUGAUGAAUGGGGGCUCCCGGCCCAGGGAGUGACGGGCCCCAGGAGAGGGGGAUGGGAGUGGGGCAGUGAAGGGGAGGGGUCCCUCUCCCCGUGGGCCAGGGCUCCGGCCUGGCUCCCACCCUACAGUCGGGUGGAUGAGACGUUCCGGCCCCACACCUCAGCCUGGGCCGGGAGACUCCCCCACCCCCAGUGCCCUGGAGGUUGAUAGUUUACUCUGACUAAACCAGGCUCUCGGUAGUAAUGUACUGCUGUGUGUGGGAGUUUGCUGUGCACACACUAGCUGCUCUGCAUCCUCCAUUCCAGCUGUGGUCAAACCUUGAAAGGCCUUGCUUUGGCCGGGCCGUGCUCUGAGGCAGCCGGGAAGUUGCAGUCACACUUUAUUUCUACCUUCGGGGACCAGGAGGUGUCCCACCCUCUCCUUCCCCGAGGUGGGGGCUGGCCCAAGUUCCUCUCCCCUGUAAUCAGGACCCUUUCCCCCAGUGUCUGCCAUUUUCAGCUUGCCGUUAGCUAUCGGUGUCCAUUUCUGGAUUGGCGUAGUUCCCUGGAGAAGGGGAUUCGUACCUUCAGAGGGGGUGGGAUACUGACCAUGGAGGGGGUCCAAUCACCCCCUCCCACCCCCAUCCACUGCCCUUCCUGCCAACCUCUGGGAUGGAGAGUGUGCUGAUGGGCAUGGCCCCAUCCUGCCCCUCCUUCAAAGUAUUAAGGCAGGGUCUUCAAAUUAACUUAAAGAUACCCUGACACUGUUGGAAAAUAAUUAUACAAAACUUUUGUGAGCAACAUUACAUUGAGGGAGGGUGUUCCCGUCGAACCCUCGCUGUCCAUGGGCUGCCUACAAAUGGGUACAAAACACAAUGGCCCUGUGAUUAGCACAGGAACAUUACCGAGUGGGACCACAGGGACAGCCUAUGGAGUGAUAUGUUGGUAAACUUCAACCACACUAUUACCUUUGUGGCUGCGUUGGGAUAAUUCCCAUUCCAAUACUAACCUUUCCGAAGAUCAUACUAUGUUUCAAACUCUCGUGGUUAAAAUGCUGGCAUUGAUUGCUGUGUUGCUGAGUUGUCUACUGAGCUGCUCCAAAAAAAAUUGUUUUGCACUCAAGGACACUACAGGAGUGGUUUUGUUGGGCGUGGCAUUUUUCAGCCAACAAACUGGGGAAAAUGCAAGGCCUUUUAUCACUUCCUCUUGUAUUUAUGUUUGUAUUUAAAUUGUUGUGAUUGAAGAUGAAAUUGUACCUGGUGUAAAGUGGCAUUGGCUGGGUCCCCCUGUGUCCUGGGGCAGGCUGCGGUUUCUGGAGGUUAAAGCAGAUUAGGGAGGGUGAUGGAAGUUAUCUUCUUAACGAAAGGUAGAAGUGUUAGAUGCUUAUCAGGGCAGGAAUAAAUGGCAGCUUGAUUUGCAGUUCUGCCUGCUUCCCUCUCUCUCCUCUCCCACUCCUGCUCCCACUGGCUGGCACUCGUUGACGCUGCCUCCCCAAGUUGACAUCUCACCAGUUUAGCUCUCGGGAAGACUUUGGGGAAAGUUGUUCCAAAGUUUGCUGCUUGCCCGGGUUACUUUAAUGUUGGUGCAGUGUUGUUCCAAUUGUCUUGAGAUUGGGGUCUGAGUAAUGGGCAGGUCCCGGUCCCACCACUGCACUCGUGGCCUCUGGUGCUCCUGACCCCCAACCCACCACAGCUGAUCUGUCCACAGCUUCCCACAAAAUGGGCUCGCGCCCAGUGCAAAAUUGUGCGUUUCUUCAGUGCAUGCCCCAGAGAGAAUGGAGGGAGCAUGGAUAUCCAUAACACUGGACCACGUGUGUACAUAUUGUACCUUGUUGUGCUGGUGUGGCCGAGCUAGUUGUGUGUGUUUGUUGAUGGAGAGGCUGAGGUGCCUUCUGUCUCCCUCUGGUCUGGGGCUAGUAUUGGGGGAUAGUCUCGCAUCUCUGCACAAGCCCCUCUGUACUGACGACAUCUUCAGAGUGAGAAACUAGGUUGUAGCUUCAAGGAGUUGUUACUUUAAAAGGAGGGACUAACUGGUUGUGGGACUGUUUGGUUCCCCACAACUUGGGGGAAGGGGUGAAUUCCUCUGCUGUGGUCAGCCCUGUGUGAGCCAGUGCUGUAGUCCAGCUCUGGGUAAUGGUGGUGAAUGCAUCAGGGUAGUGCGCUGUACAGUCCACCAGUGAGAUCAGGAAUGUUUCAUGUCAACACUAAUGAGUGAAGGAACUUCACUCUCUUUGGAAGAAGAGUAGGCCAUUCAGCCCCUCAAGCCUGUUCUAUCAUUCAGUUAGAUCAUUCCUAUUUGUUCCAGCCCACUACCUGCAAAUGAGAAUUGUUCCAACUGGUGGCUGGGUUCUACAGACUUCGGGGACAGUUCCACAUGCCUUUGUGAAAAAUGUUCUUGAACUAUUUGGCUCUACACUGAGGUUACGCUUCUGUUUCAUCUCCUCUCUGUAUCUAUCCUCCCUUUGUAUGGCUGUAAACACGUGGGUCAGUUUGGCCCCAGUACUCCAAACCCAAGCCAAAGGAGCGAAGUUAACACCACUCCUCCUCACCUUGCAUCAAAGAUGUUGCAUUUAUUCCAUCAUCCGGCAUUCCAAAGUUUCUCCACAUUGGAAUUGUACUUUAACUUUUGUGACUUAUGACGUAGAAAAAUGUAUAAUUUGAACAGGUACGUAACACUGGAGUCCUGUUGUUGAAGGACACCUUUUGCUGUUUACCUCCAGGUACUUUUUUCUAGGUUUUCCUUUUGUUUUGCAAUCGUUUGCCUCCUGCAGGAGGUGAUGGUUCCCCCUCCCUACUGCCCCCGAGUACCGAUGGAGCACUGGGUACUGUUUUGGAACUGUUUGUGGUGUCCUCUCCUAGGGAACUGAACUGGAAAGAACAAGAGCUCUGGAAACUUCUGACUGUUACUGUAAAUGGGUUAAAACAGAGUGUGAUCUACAUGUGGUUAAAAGUAGGUCAUGAAAUGCUGGAGCAGCUGAGAUCGAUUCAUGUCUCUGUAACACCAACUCUGUACUAACCUCAGCAAUUUUAAAUUUGAUAUACCUCCAUCUAAAAGCAUA